Striga hermonthica is the source of this 867-nucleotide messenger RNA. Lineage: Eukaryota; Viridiplantae; Streptophyta; Magnoliopsida; Lamiales; Orobanchaceae. The record is from the annotation of a GenBank genome assembly.
AUGGGAAGGACUUACGACAAUUGGGGAAGGCUAGUGGAGGUCGUUAUGCUUCGAGAGAAGCUUCGAAACCUUAGUUUAUCCGAGUCGAGAAGCCCGAGCACUCGAUCAUCAGAUUCAGAUUAUAGUUCUCGCUCGAGUUUUUGUUGGUUUGAUGAGAGCUCAUCCUAUAAAGCAACUCCAGUAUCGCUUUCAAAAAGUAUCGAAAAACGAAUGGUGGCCUCAAAAAGAAGGAUUAAUAAUGCUAUGUGGAAAGGCCUAUCGAUCUUUGGUGGUUUGUCUCACAAGAAGGAUAAUGAUAGAGAGGAAGGAGAACUCAAGUGGCUUGAAGUGCACAAAACAUUACAUGGCUCUGAGAUUGCAAGAACAUUUCCCCUUAACUUGCGCAGGCAGGAGGAUCCCACCUUUCUCUCAGGAAUCGCUAUGGCUUCAAAGCGGAUCUUGAAGGAGCUUAAGGAUCUUCAGAAGGAUCCUCCUACCUCUUGCAGCGCUGGUCCCGUGGCUGAGGACAUGUUCCAUUGGCAAGCUACAAUCAUGGGUCCUCCGGAUUGUCCAUAUACUGGUGGAGUUUUCUUAGUCACCAUUCAUUUUCCUCCGGACUACCCGUUCAAGCCUCCCAAGGUUUCUUUCCGAACGAAAGUUUUCCACCCAAACAUAAACAGCAAUGGAAGCAUAUGCCUCGACAUAUUGAAGGAACAAUGGAGCCCUGCCCUAACUAUUUCUAAGGUAUUGCUAUCUAUAUGCUCUUUGUUGACCGACCCAAACCCUGAUGACCCGUUAGUGCCGGAGAUAGCUCACAUGUACAAAACCGACAAGACCAAGUACGAAACAACUGCAAGGAGCUGGACUCAGAAAUAUGCCAUGGGCUAG